Brienomyrus brachyistius is the source of this 6351-nucleotide messenger RNA. RefSeq names its product POC1 centriolar protein homolog B (Chlamydomonas), like (gene galnt4). Gene Ontology annotation, cellular component: Golgi apparatus. The record is from RefSeq and is a predicted model, not a curated record. Bases 2548 to 4287 code for a protein of 579 amino acids. Lineage: Eukaryota; Metazoa; Chordata; Actinopteri; Osteoglossiformes; Mormyridae. The transcript is spliced from 11 exons.
AUAAAUCACCCCUCAAAACAUUUACCAUUAUAUUAUUGAAGGUUUUAUCUAAUCGAAUUAAGUUUAGCUUGUAUUGCUGUUGGCACACGGGAACUAAAUGCAGUUAAAGUAACAUUUUCAAUAGAUUUUAUUUAGGUAAAUGUACAAUAUUGUUAUCAGCCCAUAACAAUUCGCUCGGUCUUUAAGCAUAUCAAAGAAUACGGAACCGCUAUACACUCACAGACAGACUGUGACUUCUUUAAAAAUGUGUGACUCAUGCUACGGUAAUCCCACUUAAAUGUGCAGGAUCGUCCGAAAAUUGAUAUUCUCAGUGAUAUGGGAGCAGAUUGAUUGAAUGUGGAGGCGAGAAUGGGGAAGGGGGCGCGCGGGUGCGGGCGCGCGCGGCGCGUCCCCGGGUCACGUGGCGAAUGUAGCCAAGCUGGCCGAAGUCGGAAACUUCCUGGGGAGCAGGAGGGCGAAGCAGGGGGGAAAUACCCGGCGUGGGGAAGCUCUUACGGAUCGGCCAUCUGAGUGCCGGGGAGGGACACACCGGGCGGCGUGCGGGCGCGGCUUACUGUGUUUGGACUGCCGUGAAGCGGAGUACCCGGGCUGCUGCUGAGCGGUCAGAAGUUACUUUGGUGCUUUAGCAGUCAACGUGGAGGAGGAUGUGGUUAGACUGACUGAUAGCUAGCUAGUCAGCUACCCGAAGCCAUCUGUCUCGCUAAUACCAGUAUUAUCAUAACAGGUUUACGGGAUCCGGAAUGUAGGUAGGUAAGAAUAAGUGGUUCAGAUACAAUUUCUAACCUCCCCCUUGAAUCGGUGCGUGUAAAGUCUUAGCUCAGUACGGUCCACUGCAAACUAGUCAAUAUGUGGGAAAGACAACCGAUUGUUUACAAUUGUAAGUGUACAGUUUAUUUAUGUGAAACUGACAAAUACAAAGGUUGGGGUGAGGUAACGGGCAAUCUAACCAUCCGUGCAAAACUUUUAGAACAAUAAACUAAAUUUCAGGGCAAACUAAAACGUUUGCUUUGUUAUGCAGUCUCUAUCCUUAAAUAUAUUGACAGUUUCUCCCAAACCAGGAUCCCUUUUAAGCCUGAUUAAAUGUAAUUCUGUUUGUGCUUAUUUGCCCCUGUUUAUUAAAAUAAAGAUGAUAAAGUUAAUAUACGAAACAUAAGCUGUCAGAGCUGCGCUUCAGUUACACCUGUGGUCGAUGCGUAAUACUGGUUAGUGAUGCCCUAUCGGAGGCUGGUUGAAACCUAAGCGCAAUAUCUGUCGGGGACCAGCGACGUCCCGGUGCUAAACACAUGACAUAUGACAACAUAUGACAAAAUCGGCUAGGUAGACGGCAUAUUUAAUGCAACCAUGAAGGCUUAUGCCUAUGAGCUGUUUAUGAGUUGUGUAACACUCAUAUCUCGUUUACAAGAAUGUGUCAAGGAGUGUCAGGUUUACGUCCUGAUCAGCAGUUUCACCUGCAGCUGUGAAAAAAUCCGACCCAACCGUGAAUUAUAAAGAUGAUCGUAUGCGAUUUUGAAUUUUUAUACCGACAUCAUUGGGCAGAUCGGUGUACGGUACUGGGGUUCUCCCUCCCUGCGGAUCUGAUAUGACUGGGAAACACUAACAUAGAAGUACAACAGGUUUCAGUUACUGUAUGUCAACAUCUAGCUGAAACGUGCAUAAAUUAUUUGUAAUUUCCCAGUAAUUUGAUUUACAAUCUGAUAGUAACAUAUUGUAGCUGGCAUCAGUGCUGAAAACCUAAACACACUUGUUGACAGAUGAAUGCAGUUCUCGCCCAAAGGGAAGAUGAGUUAAAUCUCUAACUAAUGAAGUUAAUCCGUGUCCAGGCAACAAGGCAAAUAUUCCUCAUCUGUUCUGGGGCAGACUGUUUGGUUACCCGUUCCUCUUUAAAAUGCUUUUUGGCUCUGGACUGUGAUACAGACCAGGUGUGAGAGUCCGGUUUGUGAAGGGCACGGUUUACAAUAUUUGUCGCAGCCAGGCCGCCACAUUGCCCUGGCUAUCCGAUACGGAAUGACUGGUUUGACUGAUACCUAAUAUGAAUCGUUUUUUGAUUAAGGUUAAGCACCGCUACACAAUCAUAGUCCUGCAAUUAAGGCUUUCCUAUGAUAAAGUGGUACGUUAUUGUAUUUUCUUUAUUCAGAACAGUAGAAUGGCUAAUUGAGGGAUAUCUUCACAUUUUACCAAUAUUUUUUUUGCAAAGCAAAUACAGGCAUACAGGAGACACCCUGAAUGGCUCAAUUAGAGGGCAAAUACGUCUUAGUGAUACCUUUGCAUGGUUGAAGGGAAUUCUGCGGAAUUUUGUCUCGUGUUGCCUGCAGGGCUGGCCCUAGCUGUAUGCAAAAUAGGCAGUUCCCUAGGGUCCUGAAUUACCUGCGUUGUGGAGGCAGUUUCUUUGGUAGGAGGCCUUUCAUGUGAAGCUUCACCUAGGGCCCCUGAAAAAGUAGAGCUUGUUCUGGCCGUCUGAAAGCAGUCCGUGGGAACGAGCGGCCGAUUAUCUUCCAAACAUUUAUAAAUAUCAGAUGGUGUCACCUGGACUGACACAGCGUGGGGAUAAUGAGGCUGCGCUGGUCACGGAGGCUGGGCCUGCUGGCGAGGAUGGGCCUGCUGCUGUCGGCCGUGUGGCUGGCCUACACACUUCUGACUCGCUCCGUCUCCCAGGUCCCGGCGGGGGAUGGUGGGAGGCGGAGCCUUCAGGAGCGUGAGGCCAACCCGGCCACGGGGCGGCCAGCGGAUCUGGCACGCCCCAUCUACGGCAAGGCCGACCCGGACCCGUCUGCGCCAGGCGAGUGGGGCAGGGCUACCCGGCUCACGCUGACCGACGAGGAGAAAAAGCAGGAGGAGGACUCGCUGGAGCGUUACGCCAUCAACAUCUACGUCAGCGACCGCAUUUCCCUCCACCGGCACAUCCAGGACAACAGGAUGUACGAAUGCCGAGCGAAGAAAUAUGACUACCAGCAUCUCCCCACCACGUCUGUGAUCAUCGCAUUUUACAACGAGGCCUGGUCUACCCUGCUGAGGACCAUCCACAGCGUCCUGGAGACCACGCCUGCCAUCCUGCUGAAGGAGGUCAUCCUGGUCGAUGACUUCAGCGACCGAGCGUAUCUCAAGUCCCAGCUGGCGGAGUAUAUCAGCGACUUGGAACGAGUGCGUCUCAUCCGGACCAACAAGCGGGAGGGUCUGGUGCGGGCCCGGCUCAUCGGCGCCACCUACGCCACAGGAGACGUCCUCACCUUCUUGGAUUGUCAUUGUGAAUGUGUUCCCGGCUGGAUGGAGCCUCUGCUGGAAAGAAUCGGUGAAAACGAGAGCACUAUCGUGUGUCCCGUGAUCGACACCAUCGACUGGAACACGUUCGAGUACUACAUGCAGACGGAAGAGCCCAUGAUAGGCGGCUUUGACUGGAGGCUCACUUUCCAGUGGCACGUCAUCCCCGAGGCGGAACGGCGCAGGCGCAAGUCGAAGACCCACCCCAUCAGGUCUCCCACCAUGGCGGGGGGCCUGUUUGCCGUGAGCAAGGCCUACUUCGAGUUCCUGGGCACCUAUGACAUGGGCAUGGAGGUUUGGGGAGGGGAGAACCUGGAGCUAUCUUUCAGGGUGUGGCAGUGCGGUGGCGCGCUGGAGAUCCAUCCAUGCUCGCACGUGGGUCACGUCUUCCCCAAGAAGGCGCCCUACGCUCGGCCCAACUUCCUGCAGAACACGGUCCGGGCUGCCGAGGUGUGGAUGGAUUCCUACAAGAGGCAUUUCUACAACCGGAACCCACCGGCCCGGAAGGCGAUGUACGGAGAUAUCUCGGAGAGGAAUGUCUUGCGGGACAGACUGAAGUGCAACAGCUUUGAUUGGUACCUGAAGAAUGUUUACCCGGACCUGCACGUCCCGGAGGACCGGCUCGGCUGGCACGGAGCCGUACGCAGCAGCGGGAUCCACUCAGAGUGCCUGGAUUAUAAUGCCCCCGAGCACAACCCCACUGGAGCUCACCUCUCUCUGUUUGGUUGCCAUGGCCAAGGUGGCAACCAGUACUUUGAAUACACCUCGAAGAAGGAAAUUCGAUUUAAUUCAGUGACAGAGUUGUGCGCGGAGGUGUCUGAUGGUCAGAGUCAGAUCGGGAUGAAGCACUGUUCACAGGACGGUUCGCUGGUGCCUUCAAAUGUCAUCUGGGAAUUCCGUGACGACGGGAGCAUCUAUCACCCUCACUCCGAUUCCUGCGUCACCACCUACCGCAACCCGGAUGGCCACACGGACGUGGAGAUGAGAAAAUGUAAUCCAGGAGACACAAACCAGCAGUGGAAGUUUGAGUGACCAGGAGAGCCGAGGUCAAGGCCUACAUGCAAGGCCACGUGGGGACAUUCAGAGACUGGGGGAAACUCACAGAGGAACAAGCCUCUGUAAAAGUGUCUCUAGGGUUUCCCUGACGAGAACCUACAGUUGUCAUUGUGCCUCACAGAACAAAGUAAUGCCUACACCAGCAGCUCAUGGGACAACCAGACAUAGCCAAUCAGAUUAUAGAGGAGGUGGGACCAAGACAUCUGAUUGGUUAGUCCUGCCUCUUGUUGCUUGGAUCUGCCCCCUCUACAAUCUGAUUGGUUCAGAUAGAUAACCAAUCAUUGUUCCUACAGCCCUCAGAACAUUUUUAUGUAAGUAAAACUCCCAUGAGCACACCAAUAGUGCCAAGACAUUUUGUGUCAUCCAUAUUAGUUUUUUUAAAAUCAUAGUAAUUCUGUGUUUAUUUUUUUACAAAACAGCUGUACCCUAGAUAAGGGAGAAAGCCUUAGUAUUUUACAUUCACAGAAACACUUUUAAGCGGUGAAGAUUUCUCGAAAUCAGAAGGCUAAUCUUGUACGUUGAUGUUAUUGCACUAGUUGUUCUGCGAACGUUGCGAUGCCUCCAGUGAAUUUUCAUUUCAGGAGGGAAUCGUGUAACACUUUUCAGGGACUGCUGAUGCUUUAAGUCUGUUGUGGUACGUGUGCCGUCUAAUGUUUUGUGCUUUAAUGCCUCGAUUCAAAGGUCUUGAAAGGGGACUGAGGGAGAUUAUACGUUUAUUGCUCCUGGUGGGAUUUAGACGAUCAGAGAGGCACCAUUGUGGACUUUGUGGCCAGAGCGACACUGAUCAGAUAACAGCGUCUUGGAUCUCGUGGUUCUGACCGUGCACAGAACUGCCAUAGUAAACUCCCUGGAUAUGUUGCUUAUGGAGGGGGGGGGGUAAGCGCUUUUCAUGUUAGAUGUACUUCAAGAUAGUCAUGGAAUUAAAGCAGCCUUUGUGCUAUCUGUGUGUGCGCUCAGAAGUACCGUAGGAAAGCAAAAGGUCAUAUGUGGGUGUGUCCGAACACACACACUGCCUCUGCUGUCUGGAGGCCUCAUUCUGCCCCUUAAAAGACCACCUACACGCCUCUUAUGUAUGUUGUGCUUCUAUAACGUUAUGACAAUGCCUUUUUGUUUCUGCUGCGUGUGUCGAAUACCCUUCGGCCGAGUAACGUCCAGACAGGGCCUUACCCUAAUAAAUCUGCUUAGUUUAAUCAGGUAACCCUUUGUCGCCGCACACCGGCCUCCUGGGACUCAUGUAGCAAGCAGAUCUGUGACGUCUGUUGGCGGCUGCGCAUGUCCUGCACGCACUCAUGCCUUCUGUAAUGACGGCAGCUUAUUCCCUGCUAGAGUGUUGCUUCCCUUAAAGGCGCUGAAUUAAAAAGCUUGAUCAGUCGUCAUGCACUAGCGCUGUGAAUGAGUGGCUGCACUAAUCCUCUCAGACGGUUUGUACUGCACCUUUUCAUAUAUCAGGCUCUAAGAAAAUAGUCCUGCAAAAACUAUUCAAAGCUGAUGACUUUAGUUCAUUCUGUGCCUUUUUUUUCUGUGAAUCAUUCAAUGUAUAAAGGGAACAGAAUGGAACAAAAAUAAAAUAUUGUCAUAUGUACUUAAACUACUGACAAAGCACCAACUUUUAAAAUGAUUGCUUUGUAAACAUGCUAUAUCAGGGCUUCGUAAUUAAAAUCUCUAAUGAAAGACUGUGCCCAUAAAUGUUCAUCUGUAUUUUUACUGUACGCAUAUAAAGUACAAAGGGCAAAACUGAAGACAGCUUGUACAAAAUGUUUGUAAUAUACUGACUGCAUUGCUGGUGCAAAUGCAAAAAUAUUUCUCACCGUUUGAUUAUUUGAAGGGAAGUAUCAUUGUCCAAUGUAAAGAUGUGAAAAAAGUGCAUGUUUCUCUCCUGAGUCACAAUCGUGGACAUUGUUAUUUUUUUUGUUUAGCUGAAGAUAUAACGUCCAAUUCAUUCGUGCAAUUCUGAAGCACAAUGAGACUGUUAUACUGCCAUCUGGUGGUAGCUAAUGGAUACUUUUGCACAUUUUGAAUUAAACUAAUAUUGAAAAAGUG